Danio aesculapii is the source of this 1345-nucleotide messenger RNA. Its product is annotated as urea transporter 2. Bases 206 to 1345 code for a protein of 379 amino acids. The record is from RefSeq and is a predicted model, not a curated record. Gene Ontology annotation, cellular component: membrane. Gene Ontology annotation, biological process: urea transmembrane transport. Lineage: Eukaryota; Metazoa; Chordata; Actinopteri; Cypriniformes; Danionidae. Gene Ontology annotation, molecular function: urea transmembrane transporter activity. The transcript is spliced from 8 exons.
UAACAGCACGAGUUAAUUAAGAUGUGAUAUUAACCUUUACAUGUGCACAGAGAACAGAGGAAGUGAGAGAGAACGACGCAUGUCUGAAAGAAAGGACUGGGGAGACGGCGAGAAAAAAAAAAAAGAAGGAAAAGGUCAGUGGAAGUCGGAUUAGUCAGAGUUGGGUCUGAAACUUCCUAAAUGCUGCGCGGUUUCGAUUGGCACCAUGAGGAUUUCAGAAAAAAAUACACCGGAGCAGUCCGGAGGCCUAAAACAGCGUGUCAUCAGUGCCCUGCUGUACUGCAGUGGAGAAAUGCAACAGUUACACUCUCACAUGCAGGAUAAACCCUACCUGCUGCAGCUGGUGGAGUGGUGUUUGCGUGGGAUCUCACGGGUGAUUCUGCUGAACAAUCCCCUGAGUGGAGCUGUGAUUCUGGCAGCGCUGUUGCUGGAGAGCCCCUGGCAGGCUCUGCUGGGAACGCUCGGCCUUUUGGCCUCCACCUUUACAGCUAUAAUCCUGGGACAGGACUGUGAGGAGGUGUCCAGUGGUCUUCAUGGUUUUAAUGGGAUGCUGGUGGCUCUGCUGAUGGGUGUGUUCAGCUCUGCUGGAGACUGGUACUGGUGGCUCCUGCUGCCUGCAUGUCUUGGAGGAGCUGCAACAACCUUUCUUUCUAGUAGUCUGGCUCCAAUUGUGGACCACUGGGAUUUACCAGUGAGUGUCUUCCCAUUUAACACAGUCAUUGUACUGUAUCUGGCCUGCACCGGCACUUCCAACCCCUAUUUUCCAAACUAUCCUGCCCAUCCACCAAGGGCUCCAGAGAGCACAAACCAAACCCAACUCCAUGUUCCACAGCUCCUGCAGGGGGUGGUAUUGGGCGUAGGGCAGAUCUUUGCCUGUGGGACUCUUGGUCCAUCUCUGCUUAUCCUGGGCGCCGUUUUCAUCUUCUCACCCAUUCUGGCCAUCAACGCCCUCCUCGGGUCUGUGAUGAGCACUAUGGCAGGUCUGUCUAUGUCAGUACAGCACAGAUUUCUAUACUCUGGUCUAUCAGGCUUCAAUGGGGCUCUAGGCUGCAUGGUUGUUGGAGCGUUUUUUAUAUUUAGUUGGAGAACACUUCUCUUAUCUGUUGCAAGUGCCUUGCUUUCAGCUUACACAGACAUUGCCUUGAGCAACCUGUUAGGAGCUGUGGGUCUCCCAGCAAGCAGUUGGGCUGCUACUCUGAUUGGCACACUGGUACUGUUGCUGACAGGCAAAAACCUAAAAGAACACAGAAUCCCCACUGGAAAAGUAACCUCACCUGAGAUGAACUUGCGCUCACAUAAGGAAUGGUCUGCAACCAAUGACUACACGACUACAACUGAUGCAUAG